Phytomonas sp. EM1 is the source of this 1722-nucleotide messenger RNA. The record is from the annotation of a GenBank genome assembly. Lineage: Eukaryota; Euglenozoa; Kinetoplastea; Trypanosomatida; Trypanosomatidae.
AUGUUAUCAUCAUCUAAAGCAUCCAAAGAUGAGCCGAAGAGGCGACGUAAAAAGAACAAUUUAGACCCCAUUGCUCUUGAGCGCGCGCGAGUUGAAGAAUGUGAAAAGCAUCGCGUUGAGCAACUUAUCCGAAGGGAAGCACUAAAACAAAUCAUAGAUCUUGAGAAGAACAUGACCGAGGUUUCGUUGAAACUGAUUGAGGCACGAUGGAUUUCUUUUUUACGAGAGUGCAAGCAGGAGGAACUCAUUGCAAAUGCGAAUGCCAUAAGGCGUACCUUUGAGCAGGCACUUGUCCAGAAGAAUUUGGCAGUUUCAUUUCUUUCUUCAAAUUUGGAGGAAAUUGAGGAGCAACACAAACUUGCUCUUCGCUCGCAUAUGGAGGUAGUAGACUCACUCCGCUUAUUGCAAGCCCAUCACACUUCGCAUCUUGAGCAGGAGUUUCUAUCCGAUUUGCUUAGUACCAAAAAAGAUUUCGAUAUCGAAUUGUCUGAGUUGGAGCGCAAUCAUCAAAAUGAAUUAAACGAUUUGCAGCUGAUUUUAAAAAAUAUUGCAGCCGAAGCUGAGCUCCUUGAAAAGCAGCAGCAAGAGGAAAUGUCUGAAUCGCAUGAGACAGCCGUAGAGAAAAUGGAAGAGUUCAAGAAGAAAGUUCAAGACAAAAUGCUUUGUGCAACUGAAGAGAUACGCAAAGAAUUGGACCAGCGUUACAAAGAUUUCAUGUCAGCAUCCCAGGUAAGUAUGAAGGAGUACGCGGACAAGUCAAAGGAGGAUCAAGAGAUUACAGAGCAUAUCGCAUUGCAGCUGAAGAAGAUUGAUAAGCUUCAGCAAGAAGUUUCGUCAUGGAGGCUGAAUAUUGCACGAAACGCCAGUGAGUGGGAGCAGCGCAAUCGAGCUAUGAAAAAGGAGCGUGACGCUACGCUAGCGCAUCUAAAAUAUCUAAAGGGUAAAAUGCAGAAUUGGAGGCGUACCCAAGCACGACUUCUAACAGAACUCAUCAAGAAUGCAACAACGAGUGAAAAGUCUUUGGGAGCUCUUGAAAAGCGAGCCGAUGGUUUACUGCGUCUUGUUCAGCUUUGCAAACCUUUAGAAACUGAAAGGGAGCAAGUAUUGUGUUUGGACGCCAAUCAAACCCCGGCAGAAAUUGAACAAGACAUUAGACAGCGGUUUGCAUUAAUAGACUCGAAGGGAAACGACGAGCCUAUGUCGCGAUGUCCUGCUGAUGAGGGGAAUACAUCAUCCUCUUCAAAUUGGCAAAAUUUGCACCGCUUUUGGACUAGGUACAAUAAGGUUGUGCUUGACUGUGCAGCAAUCAGUCAGGAAAAGAAUCACUUAGAGCAAGAGCAGAGGCACUUGAAGGUUAUGCUAAAACAGUAUCUCGAUGACAUAUCUGUGAAUGACAAUGUGAUGAGCCAAGGUAAUGCUCUUUUGAUGUGUAAUCAAAUUCCGAAUGUAGUACGUCUCGCGGAGGAACAGAAGAAAGGUUAUGUUGAUUACAAUACUGUCAUUGAUGGAAAUAAAUUUGUUGGUGAUGUCCAUCGACAAAUGGUUCCUCGAUAGAGGGCAGACGUUUCGACGCUGUUCUUGGUUAUUCUCAGUGAAAUCAAGCAAGUUGGGUAUGAUAAUUGGGGAAAUUAUAAUCACUAAAGAACGAAAUGUUUUUGUUCAAUACCAUGUAGAUCUUUUAUGUAUAUUACUUUAUCAUUAUGUUUGCGUUUUUUUGACAUU